AGUAGUACUGCCCUACAAGAAAUGCUAAAGGGUGUUUUCAGGUUGAAAUGAAAAUCAGUAGACACUGGACAGUAACUUAAAACCAUAUGAAGAUAUAAAGAACAUCAGUAAAGGUAACUACAUAAAUAUAAAUCCAGUAUUACUGUAUUUUUGGUGUGUAACUCUUUUUCUUUCCUAUAGAAUUUAAAAGACAAAGACAUAAAAAAUAAUCAUAAAUCUAUAUCAGUGAGCACAUAAUGGAUAAAAAUUUAAUUUGUGACAAUAACAAAAGGGGGAUUCAAGCUGUAUAUAGGCAGACUUUUUAUAUGCUAUUGAAACUAAACAGAUAUCGUUCUUGAGUCUGGGAGCUCAGCCAAGAAUUCAAGACCAGCCUAGGCAACACAGGUGUUGCUGAAAAUGUCAGACUCAAAUUUGGAUAACAGUAAGAAGAAUUUCUUUGAGGUGGAAGCAGAUGAUGAGGAAAGUGUGAUUUUGACAUUGGUGCCAGUUAAAGAUCAACCAAAUAUGGAACAAAUGGAACCAAGUGUUUCAACUUCUGAUGUCAAACUGAAGAAGCCUAAGAAAUACAAUCAAGUUAAUCUACUUCAAACAAAUGAACAAUUUACAGCGCCACGAAAAGCUAGUUGCAAAAUACCAGCCCCUCCGAUGCCGACCAUUUUGCCUCCUAUUAGUAAGGUGUGUCAAGACACUUUGCGGAACUGGUGUCAAGAACUUGGUUUGAAUAUGAAGGGCAAGAAACAACUUUAUCCGAGGCUCCAUGGGCAUGCUUACCCUGAACAACAGCAAGAUAUGCCUGAAAUGUUACAAGAGACCAGAGUACAGCAGUGUUCAAGGAAAAGCAAGGCAGUGACCAAGACAGCAAGGCUUCAGAAAAGUUUUAAGAUGAGUGAGACAGCAGAAGAGACUAAUACAGUUGAAGCGAUAACUUCAGUGCAGGAAGCCAUGUUGGCAUCGUGGGCAAGAAUUUCUGCAAGAGCUGUUCAUCCUAAGGCUGUGAAUUUGUGUUCCAUUCGUGUUUCUGUUGAGGCCUUUUUGAUGCAAGCUUCUGGUGUCAGGUGGUGUGUGGUCCAUGGCCAGCUUCUCUCAGCAGACACAAAGGGUUGGGUACGCCUGCAGUUUCAUGCAGGUCAGGCCUGGGUGCCUACAACUCGCAGGAGGAUGAUUUCUCUCUUCUUGUUGCCUGCCUGCAUUUUCCCAUCCCCAGGCAUAGAAGAUAAUAUGUUAUGCCCUGACUGUGCUAAGAGGAAUAAGAAGAUGAUGAAAAGAUUAAUGACAAUAGAGAAGUAGCAAUGACCUGCUUGAAUACAAUGUACUAGAGAAGGUGGGAUGUACUUUCACACCAUGUACCCUAUUAUGAAGGAAUGGAAGAGGAGACAAUUUGAAUGAAUCAUCCUGAUCUACAAAACAGUCAUAGUGACUAGGACUCCCCAGUGAAGGUGGUUGACUAGUGACACAGCCCCAUCUAAAGAGCCCCUUUCUGUACGCCUGAAAACCCAUUAAAAUAAAGUCACUGCAGUUGGCCUU
This is a messenger RNA of Sapajus apella (tufted capuchin), 1524 nucleotides long. Its product is annotated as developmental pluripotency-associated protein 2-like. The record is from RefSeq and is a predicted model, not a curated record. NCBI's taxonomy places the organism in Eukaryota, Metazoa, Chordata, Mammalia, Primates, Cebidae. Gene Ontology annotation, cellular component: nucleus. Gene Ontology annotation, biological process: system development. Gene Ontology annotation, molecular function: chromatin binding.